Molecule: messenger RNA, 1876 nt
Organism: Oncorhynchus nerka (sockeye salmon)
Lineage: Eukaryota; Metazoa; Chordata; Actinopteri; Salmoniformes; Salmonidae
Product: activating transcription factor 7-interacting protein 1-like
Exons: 10
Coding region: 135-1337 (400 amino acids)
Biological process (GO): regulation of DNA-templated transcription
Cellular component (GO): nucleus; transcription regulator complex
Molecular function (GO): protein binding; transcription coregulator activity
Source: RefSeq, a predicted model, not a curated record
GAAGGAAACCCCUUCUUUUCGCAGAGUGAAAAACAUUGAAAACCUUAAAAUCGUCUGCUUCGUUUAAAAGAAGAAGAUCGAAACCAGAGUUGCUUUAUUGUUCGCCGCCGUUGGACUCUGGAAGCAGUGGAAACAUGUCCUCCGGAGAAAUAAAUCACGCUUCUCCAUCUGGCAGUCUGACAGACACAUCUGGGAUGAGGAAGAGGACCAGAGAGCAUGAAGCUGGGUCACCUGACUCUGACCAGCCAACCAAGAUGUUCUCCAAGUGUGAGGUCCAGGGUCUGCUCCAGCAGGAAGUGCAUAGUGCCAUGAAACAGUCUGAAUCCAAGAUGGAGUCGCUACUAGAGAGAGUUCAAUUACUGGAAUGUGAACCUAAAUACGACCUGGUCAUACGCAGACUGGAGGCUCACAUUAAGAAGGUGAAGAGGAGGGGGGAUGCUGCCAUCUCUUACGUCAGGAUGCUACGAGCUCCUGGAGUUAAACACAAUCAGAGGAGGCUGGGUUCUGGUCUUGUGGACCUGACUGAGACUGAGAGAGGACUGAGUACUGUGGACAUCAGCAGGUCAGACUCUGAUGAAGACGACUCAGCUGAGAAGCAGAGGAAGAGGAAGGUUGUAGAUGGUUUCUGGCAGAAAAUGAUGUCCAAUAAUAAAGCCCCAGACAGGAAGCGAGAAAAAGAGAGGAAUGGAAAGAAACACAACAUCCCUCUUCCUCCUACCACUCCUCCUCUUCCACCGACCACUCCUCCUCCUCCUCGUUCUCCUCUUCCUCCCGUUCUCUCUCCUCAAGUACUGAAGGUCGAGGCGUCUGCCGUACCGGUGACCAGACCGCCAGCCACAUCGCCAGUUAAAACGGAGUGCACGGUGAAGAUGGAAACCACCGUGAAGACCGAGGAGUCCCCGUGUCCUCUAGUCCCUCUUCGUGUUCCUCCGUCGCAGAGUGAGCUGCUGUCCCAUCUCCCUCCUCUUCCCCCGACCCCUUUCCCUUCCUCCCUCCCCCUCGAGGCGGCCUCCUACUCCAUCCCCCAGAAGCCCCUUGUGCACCUGGCCCGUAUCCGAAACCCUGCCCCGUGUCUGGUCAUCCACUGGAGGGUCACUGAGGAAGACGUCGCGGCGCCCGGCAUGGACAGUUACAGUAUCUACAUCGCUCAGGAGAGUCAUAGCAGCAGCGUCUCCCCGUCCUGGAGGAAUGUGGGUGUGGUCAAGGCCCUGGCCCUGCCCAUGGCUGUCACGGUAACCAAGUACCAAUCGGGUACCACCUACGUCAUCGUGGUGGGCAAGGACCGGUAUGGUCGCUACGGACCGUACAGCGACGUACAGACUGUACUCCUGGCAUAGAGACGUGGCGGGGAGUUCUGGUCGUCUAGAUCGAAGGCCACUUUCGAGCGUCUGUGGGGGGCGGGGGUUUCACUCCACCCUUGCACUUGAUUUUAUGAAUUAAGGUCACUAAUUAGUGAGGAACUAACCUGAACGUAGACCUAGUGAACGACAUAGAGACUUCACUUCUGUUAGUGAUGUUGGUACAUCUGGCCUAGUUGAGUCAACUCUGUUAGUAUAUCUGGCCUAGUUGAGUCAACUCUGUUAGUAUAUCUGGCCUAGUUGAGUCAACUCUGUUAGUAUAUCUGGCCUAGUUGAGUCAACUCUGUUAGUAUAUCUGGCCUAGUUGAGUCAACUCUGUUAGUGUAUCUGGCCUAGUUGAGUCAACUCUGUUAGUAUAUCUGGCCUAGUUGAGUCAACUCUGUUGGUACAUCUGGCCUAGUUGAGUCAACUCUGUUGGUACAUCUGGCCUAGUUGAGUCAACUCUGUUAGUAUAUCUGGCCUAGUUGAGUCAACUCUGUUAGUAUAUCUGUCCUAGUUGAGUCAACUCUGUUAGUAUA